This is a messenger RNA of Plectropomus leopardus (leopard coralgrouper), 2636 nucleotides long. RefSeq names its product sorting nexin 5 (gene snx5). Lineage: Eukaryota; Metazoa; Chordata; Actinopteri; Perciformes; Serranidae. Gene Ontology annotation, biological process: pinocytosis; retrograde transport, endosome to Golgi. The record is from RefSeq and is a predicted model, not a curated record. Gene Ontology annotation, cellular component: endosome. Gene Ontology annotation, molecular function: phosphatidylinositol binding; dynactin binding.
CAGCUCGGCAGCUAACCAGCCAGCCGAGAGGGAGAGCUUCCUGUAUAUACUUGUAGUUUAGUUAUUUGGGUUGUUGGCCUGUCCUUGCCGUCCCGUCGAUAAGAACCAUCAUGACAUCCACUAUAGACGAAAGCAACAAAGAAAAGAUGCGCUCUGUGUCUGUGGAUCUAAACCAUGAUGCCUCUCUUAUCAUUGACAUUCCUGAUGCUCUCUGUGAAAGGGACAAAGUCAAGUUUACUGUCCAUACAAAGACCACACUUAGCUCUUUCCAGAAGCCAGAGUUCUCCGUUCCCAGGCAGCACGAAGACUUCAUCUGGCUACAUGACACUCUGGUUGAGACAGAGGAAUAUGCUGGCCUAAUAAUUCCUCCAGCGCCUCCAAAGCCUGACUUUGAGAGCCCAAGAGAGAAGAUGCACAAGCUGGGGGAAGGUGAAGCCACUAUGACAAAGGAGGAGUACACUAAAAUGAAGCAGGAGCUGGAGGCUGAGUACCUGGCUGUGUUCAAGAAAACUGUCCAAGUGCACGAAGUCUUCCUGCAGAGAUUGUCCUCUCACCCCGUUUUAAGCAAAGACAGAAACUUCCAGAUUUUCUUAGAGUAUGAUCAGGAUCUCACUGUGAGAAGAAAGAAUGCCAAGGAAAUGUUUGGAGGAUUCUUUAAAAACAUGGUGAAGUCAGCUGAUGAGGUCCUUAUCUCAGGAAUAAAGGAAGUGGAUGACUUUUUCGAGCAGGAGAAGACGUUCCUGCUCGACUACUACAGCAAGAUAAAAGAUUCCACUGCCAAAGCGGAGAAAAUGACCCGCUCGCACAAAAAUAUUGCGGAUGAUUACAUUCACAUCUCUGCUACUCUGAACAGUCUCUCUGCUGAUGAUACCACAGCAAAUAAAAAGCACCUGGAGAAGUUGUCGGACCUGUUUGAGAAGCUCAGAAAAGUGGAGGGAAGAGUCGCAUCUGACCAGGAGCUGAAACUCACAGAGCUGCUCAGAUAUUACAUGAGAGACAUCCAGGCUGCCAAGGACCUUCUGUACAGGCGAGCCCGGGCGUUAGUCGACUACGAGAACUCUAAUAAGGCCUUGGAUAAGGCUCGACUGAAGAGCAAGGACAUUCCCCAGGCAGAGGAGCACCAGCAGCAGUGCCUGCAGAAAUUUGACAAGCUCUCAGAGUCUGGAAAGAAAGAACUGACCAGUUUCAAGGGCAGGCGUGUUGUGGCCUUCAGGAAGAACCUCAUAGAGAUGGCUGAGCUGGAGAUAAAACAUGCCAAGAACAACGUGACUCUAUUGCAGGGAUGCAUUGACCUGCUCAAGAGCAACUGACAAGUAUUCAAGUAUUCCUGUCCUACCAUCACCAAGUGACCAGUCAUAGAAAAUGGAAACCUGGCAUCCCCGGGGCCUUGCAUGGACAUGAAUCCCUAUCUCUGCUCCCACCCAUGGGUCUGAUGCCACUCAAAAACCCUGCACGAGACUAAGUGUCUUGUAAGCAGAAUGUCUUCAUGUUUACAGAGUCCCUGCCCUCUGGUCCAAGGUCCAUCCUUUUCCAUUAUUUAUGGAAGUCUCGAUGUGAAUGCCUCCAGAGAAAUGAGGCUGCCAACAUUAAGGUCUUCCAUUCCUUUGCAGCACCAAUAGAGGUGAUUAUCCUUUUUUCCUAAUUCAUUUCUCCACUCUUUAUUCACAUUAUGCACAUAGUACACAUCUUGCCUUUUGAUCAUAUUUUUGCCUCAUAAAUUCUGACUCUAAGCUUGUCUCUCAUGUACACUUUUACUUUUUUUUAUUAAGGCUUAGUGCAUGUUUUUCGCAUAGCCGUAACCUAAGUUUUAUGAUUCUUUUGGGACUUUUUUGUUUGCUAAUGGAACAGUUAUACAGAAGCAAAAAUAGUGCCUGAAAAAAACAUCCUAAUGAUCUGCAUUCCUGGGCUCUGAGAUUAGUGUACAAACCAACCAACCCUCUAUUAAGAAAAAAACCUCAUGACUGACUUAUAAGAUGAGACAGAUCGUCUUCUGGUGUUCUAAAAUAGCUGCUCUUCACCUCAGGAAUGGACAGUUGGAUCAGUCCCCACAUUCUUGUUUGUAAGAAGUGACCUGAGAUCACACAGUUAUCAAAGAUGCACAUUGCUUUUGCAAAUGUGGAUGAAUCACAGAAGAUCAAUGAAAAGAAAAAUUCAAUCGGCAGGUUAUCUGAACAUCUAGCGUGCAAAAUCAACAUCUGCAUUUUAGUUCUGUUUGCACAAGGCACUCAUAAUACCCCUGCACUACAUUUAUCAUGUCCCCAGCAGCUUAUUUACCCGAACCACCUCUGCCCAGUCACUUUUUGGUGUGUAAUUAUUGUUUUUUCUUUUUUUUUUACUUUUCCCCUUUCUUAUUAAUGGGGUCUCAUGUAUCAGACCUGACAUAUUGACCAGAUCCUCUAAACAGUUUAUUUAAAGCAGUUAUGAAAAAAAGAUGCACUAAAAAGAUGGAAAAAUACUUUACAAUCAUGACCAGGCUCAGUGGAGUGUUAAAAUACAUUAUAGUUUUUUAAGAAAUUGAAUGUAUUUCUAAUGGAUUCCAACUGUGUGAAUUCCUUUACAUUAUGCUUUUCUUACAGAACAUUAGCAUUUUUAUAAAUUUGUGAUAAUGGCAUUGAAUAAAUCCUACUUUCCCAAGA